Arabidopsis lyrata subsp. lyrata is the source of this 959-nucleotide messenger RNA. Its product is annotated as cell division control protein 48 homolog C. Gene Ontology annotation, molecular function: ATP hydrolysis activity; ATP binding; preribosome binding. Gene Ontology annotation, cellular component: nucleus. The record is from RefSeq and is a predicted model, not a curated record. Gene Ontology annotation, biological process: ribosome biogenesis. NCBI's taxonomy places the organism in Eukaryota, Viridiplantae, Streptophyta, Magnoliopsida, Brassicales, Brassicaceae.
GUUAUUAGGGUUUCAUUUUUCCUUAUCAUUCUCCUGACUUCCACGGAAGAAAAAAAGUUGUCUGCCCCACUUCAAGUUGAGUUAGGGUUUCAGCUGCUACACCUCCCCCAUUUUGUAUUAAGAACACACCUUCCCCUGUUUCCCAGGAACCCUAAUCUGAAAAACUUUGAGAUGGGGAAAAGAGGAAGUAGCAGCGGGAGCACGAAACUUGUUAUAGAAUCAAGGUAUAAGGGAUUAACUGUGGAGGAGAUUGUUGAUGAUCUCCGUUCCAAGAACCGUGAAUACGUUAGGUUGAGACGUUAGACACUCAUGAUCAAAGUCAAACAAAUCAUAAACUCAUUGAGUGAAGAAGAAGAGGAAAGUGAAGGAAAUAGGAAGAAACAGAGGAGAGAUGAUUGAGAACAGAGGAAUUCGGAUUUAUGUAUAUCAUCAUCAUCACCUUCUUCUGCUUCGUCAUCCGGAAAUGUAUUAACAUCGGAAGAUAACAUGCAGUUUGAUAUCACCAAUGAUGGUUUACGUGUUUCUUACUCUAAUAAAUCCAAGACGCCUUUUCGCGCGGAGACAAUGAAUGAAGGUAUUUCUAGUGAAGAGGGAAGUAAGAAUUGUGAUGUAGAGGUAAAAGGACCAGCCUUUAAGGACUUGGGUGGGUUAAAACAUGUUUUGGAUGAGCUCAUGUUUGAUGUGAAAUUCCCUCUUUUGUGUACUGACAUAGUACAAGCUAUUGCUUUGAAACCAAUUUCUGGGUUAUUACUUUAUGGUCCACCGGGUUGUGGCAAGCCCACACUGGCUUAUGCCAUCGCCAAUGAAAAUGGUGUACCCUUUUAUAUGAUUUCUGCUUCUGAAUUGGUUUUUCUGGUGUUUCAGGUAUGACCUCUUAUCUUUCUUUCAUUUUUGUUUUUAAUGUCUUGGUUGGUUUCAUAUUAAAUUGGCCUUUCCUUGUUCUAGGUGGAUCAUAGGAG